AUGGCUGUGUCCAGUAACUCCAGCCUCUCUGGUUCUUCCCUGUCUUCCGAUCCUGACGAUUACCAACCGCCCAUAUGGAAGUCCUACUUGUACCAGCUUCAACAAGAAGCCCCGCGACCAAAGAGGGUCACAUGUCCGCAAGAGAUGGAGACUCGGCCCAAAUACUACGGCAGAGAAUUUCAUGGCAUCAUCUCCCGGGAACAUGCAGACGAGCUGUUGGGGGGAGUGGAGGGAGCGUACCUCAUCAGAGAGAGUCAGAGACAACCAGGGACCUGCACCUUAGCGCUGAGAUUUGGACACCAAUCACUCAACUACAGGUUAUUCUACGAUGGGAAGCACUUUGUGGGGGAGAAGCGCUUUGAGUCGGUGCACGACCUGGUCACCGACGCUCUCAUCACGCUGUACAUCGAGACCAAAGCGGCAGAGUACAUCGCCAAAAUGACCACCAACCCCAUCUACGAACACCUGGGAUACACCUCCCUGCUCAAGGACAAGACGGUGCACAGACUGAACCGGAUCCGCACCGAGCCGCGAAGAGUCACCUUCCAGCCCGAGGAGAAGAUAACAUCCCCUGCGGUGCACAAGACUGCACUUAAAGAUGCUCCGGAGAAGCAGUGUUCUUAUGAGAAGAUCCACAACUUCAAGGUGCACACGUUCAGAGGGCCACACUGGUGUGAAUACUGUGCCAACUUCAUGUGGGGCCUCAUCGCUCAAGGCGUCCGCUGCUCUGACUGUGGGCUGAACGUGCACAAGCAAUGCUCCAAACUGGUGCCCAGCGACUGCCAGCCGGAUCUGCGCAGGAUUAAGAAAGUCUUCAGCUGUGACCUCACCACUCUGGUCAAAGCUCACAACACGACGAGGCCAAUGGUUGUGGACAUGUGCAUACGGGAGAUAGAACUCAGAGGCAUGAAAUCUGAAGGACUCUAUCGAGUUUCCGGCUUUACAGAACAUUUAGAAGACGCACGACUCGCUUUUGACCGAGAUGGCGACAAGGCCGACAUCGGGGCCAGUGCCUUUGCGGACAUCAACAUCAUCGCGGGGGUCUUAAAGCUGUACCUGCGAGACCUCCCCAUUCCCGUCAUCACGUUCGAGUUGUACUCCAAGUUCAUUCAGUCUGCAAAGCUCCCUGACCCUGAGUCCAGACUGGAGGCCAUUCACGAAGCUCUCCUCAUGCUCCCGCCUGCGCACUACGAGACGCUCCGGUACCUGAUGGCUCAUCUCAAGAGAGUGACCAUGUUUGAAAAGGAUAACCUGAUGAAUGCUGAAAACCUGGGCAUUGUUUUCGGCCCGACUCUGAUGCAGCCCCCGGAGCUCAACGCACUGACCACUCUGAACGACAUGCGGCAGCAGAAGUCUGUGGUGCAGCUCAUGAUCGAGAACGAAGAUGUCUUAUUUUAG
Messenger RNA from Knipowitschia caucasica, 1398 nucleotides. Lineage: Eukaryota; Metazoa; Chordata; Actinopteri; Gobiiformes; Gobiidae. The record is from the annotation of a GenBank genome assembly.